Arabidopsis arenosa is the source of this 724-nucleotide messenger RNA. NCBI's taxonomy places the organism in Eukaryota, Viridiplantae, Streptophyta, Magnoliopsida, Brassicales, Brassicaceae. The record is from the annotation of a GenBank genome assembly.
GGGUAGAUCUAAUCUUGCUCUCAAUGGCUGACGGAAAUCUUCAUGAGCAGAGAAUUAACGCAGUAACGGAUUUAGAGCUAUUGAGGGAUGACGGAUUUCUAUUAGUUAGAGACAACUUUGACUGGAUUUCUCUUCAAACUUUUGUGAACGUGCGUCAUUAUUGGAAGGCGCAUGAUUAUUUGGGAGAAGUUGUUCACGUAUUGGAUAACAUACGGCGUGGAUUUCGGGACUGGAUUAUUGACAACCCAAACGGAGAUCUGGUGCCGGGUCCGGAUCCAGUGGUGAUGAACGUGGAGAAUCCCUUGGCGCCUCUCGCAGUGUUUAUAGACCGCGGGUAUACACUGAUGAAUCUAAUCACUGGUGAUGUUAAUCAGAUCAUUGGAGUAGUCCCUACCUUAGGACAGGCAGAGCUCCAAGAAAUACUUGAGCUCUCGGACGCCAAUGUCAUUAUCCUUGAUCUUAUAGAGGAUGGACGCAACAUGAUUGGGGGGAUGAUAAAUUCAAGUUCAGAGUCAACUGAGUCAAGUUCGAGUUCAGCUGAGUCUGGAUAAGUUCAGCAUCGGUUUAUUUUCUUGAAGACUUGAGUCGGUUUAUUUUCGUCUAGUUGUUUAUAUUUAGUGGAUCAGCUGUUAAAAAGUUCCACGUUUUUUUUUUCAACAUGUUUGUUGUUAUAAUCCUUGAUUCUGAUUUCAUAGAUAUCUAUAUAUAAACGUAGUGAUAUUAA